AUGGACGACAUCCGCACUUACUUCACAAGCUCGCCUAUGAGGCCCUCCCCAGAUACCAGAGGCACCAUUCUCACAUGUCCUUUCUGCCCAAUCAGACGACGUGACUUCGACGAACUCGAGCAGCACGUGCAGACUACUCACUUCGAUCAGAUCGAAGCACCUCCUGACAGCAAGGACGGCCAGUCCGAUCUCUCAGACGCAGAACUCGCACAGCUCCUGGCGUUUGAGGAAGCAGGUAUUCCAGCCGAGCUAGCACAAGAGCAGCUCCUCAGGGACGCGUCGACAUCAACGCCGAACAACGACUCUGAUGCAGAUCUAUGGAUUGACUGCUUCUGUGGUGAACGCAUCCUACUGGAAGAGAUUGACAUGCAUUCCGAUAUGCAUAAACUUGAGUUCGAAGACGGAGAGGGGCCUGAGGAUCAUAAGUCGAGCGCGGCAUCUUCGUCCAACGGGUACUCAUCAACGUACUCCGAUGCUCCAAUCGCUCCUCCUCAAAGCCUGUUAGCCAGCCUGCCCAACGGAGCCAAGGCACGAAGACUGGGCAAGUCCGAGCUAGGACCUUACGCCUAUGAGGACCGCAUGCCUAAUUGGCUGCACGAGAUGCUCAGCAAUAACGUCGGCGUAACAUUGGAAGAAGUCCAUACCGGAAGCCGAAAAUAUCGAUACUCCGCACUCGCCAACGAGACAUCAUUGCUGAUUCCCAAACUGCAAGCACUGUCUCGAGCGGACAAUAGCGUCAUCAGAUCUGCCUUCUGCAAACCUGUGGUCAAUCAUGUCAGCAAAUUGCCCAAGGAGGGAGGCUUCUGUGGCUAUCGAAACAUUCAAAUGAUGAUCUCAUAUAUCAGAGGAAGCCAUCUGCAGGACAAGUCGCGCAUGUUCAAAGGCAGCUUGCCGACAAUCUUCGAGCUACAGCAUGCCAUCGAGUCUGCAUGGGACGCUGGCUUCAAUGCAGUCGGCAGGGUCGAGACCGGCGGUAUCAAGAACACCCGCAAGUACAUCGGAACAUCUGAAGCAUCAGCACUCUUUCAAUCGAAGGGAAUCGCGUGCCGAGCUGAGAGCUUUACGGACACCAAAGGCUCGUCUGCUUGCGACGCUAUGCUCGCUUGUAUGACGGACUACUUCUCGAAGCGCUCGGAGGGUCGGACAAACCUCGCCCCAGUCUACCUACAGUACAAAGGUCACUCGCUGACAUGCGUCGGCUUUGAGGAGGUAGCGACUCAAGACGGAACGGACACGAACCUCAUGAUCUUUGACCCGAUGUAUCGCAUACCGCAGGGACUGAAGAAAAUGUCGGUCGACGCAUCGAAGCCGGAAUCGAAGUUGCAUUUUCUCAGGGCGUUUAGAUACCCGAGACAGAGGUUCAAACGGUUCAAGGAGUUCGAGCUACUAUUCCUGGACGAGUAG
This is a messenger RNA of Cyphellophora attinorum, 1404 nucleotides long. RefSeq names its product Zinc finger with UFM1-specific peptidase domain protein. The transcript has a single exon. NCBI's taxonomy places the organism in Eukaryota, Fungi, Ascomycota, Eurotiomycetes, Chaetothyriales, Cyphellophoraceae. The coding region runs from base 1 to 1404 and encodes 467 amino acids. The record is from RefSeq and is a predicted model, not a curated record.